Molecule: messenger RNA, 5177 nt
Organism: Pseudonaja textilis
Lineage: Eukaryota; Metazoa; Chordata; Lepidosauria; Squamata; Elapidae
Source: RefSeq, a predicted model, not a curated record
GGAAGUGCAAACAAGAGCUCGGGGCGAGAGAGCUUCUUCGGGCUUGGACUUUGCGCUCUUUCGCGCACACGCCACUUUGGUGGGAACCGCUCGCGCGCCUCUCCAGCCUCUCUCCGCCUUGGAAAGUUGUUCCCCUGAGAAUUAUAACCAACUGCAGAAGACCAUGAAUAACUACAGUGUUUCACUGGUGGGUCCAGCUCCUUGGGGGUUCAGGCUCCAAGGUGGGAAGGACUUCAACAUGCCUCUCACUAUCUCUCGGUUGAACGAGGGAGGCAAAGCAGCUAAUGCAAAUGUCGGAAUAGGUGAUGUGGUCCUUAGCAUUGAUGGGAUAAGUGCAGAAAGUAUGACUCACCUGGAAGCACAAAAUAAAAUCAAGACCUGCUCGGGAAAUCUGGUUAUGAAUCUGCAAAGAGCACCUGCAGCUCCAAAGCCAGAUCCAAUUCCCGUGCAGCAGGUAGAGCCCAAGGACCUAGUUAAGCCUGUGCCCAUUGCAUCUCCAGCCGUGCCCAAAGUUUCAUCCACAACCAGCGUGGCCUUCAAUAAGGCUCCCAGGCCCUUUGGAGCUGUGUCCUCCUCCAAGGUCACUUCCAUCCCAUCACCGUCAUCUGCCUUCACGCCCGCCAGUUCCAGUCUUCCAUUACAUGCUUCCCCUACACCUCUGGCCACUGUCACGCCUCCCCCUUUCACUGCCUCAGGAGUGCAUGUUAAUGUCAAAGUUAACGCUGACCAACGUUGCCCUGUGCUGAGUGCUGCAAAUACCCCAUGGCAAUCCCCACACAAUGCACCGCUCAGCGAAAGGGCCCCAGAGGUGACAGAGGGGCAGCAAAGUGGAUCCAGAGAGAACCAGGGUGACAGUAAUCAGCAAAAUGGUCCACCACGGAAACACGUUGUGUACAGAAAUACAGAAUUUUUCCAUCCACCGGUUCAUAGCAACAACAGCAAGAAGAGACUGAUUGAAGAUACUGAGGACUGGCACCCAAGGACCGGAACCACUCAGUCACGUUCUUUCCGUAUCCUUCAACAGAUCACAGGCACUGAACGUAUGAAAGAACCAGAAUCAGACAAUCUAAAGAAGGCAAACGAUUCUUUGGAACCCACACAAUUUACUACUUGUACUGCUUCUGCAGUAAGAAGCAUGCCUGAAAACCCAGAAAAUGGUGCCAGUAGAACUAUUUCAGCUGAGUCUGGAGCAGGAUUCAAGCCCAAAGGACCUCAAUAUGCUGAGAAAACCUCAGGCUGGGAGUCUUCUAAGCAACCAGCUGGAAGUGGAUGGAUUUCCAACAAUAAUACAACCUCUGGUGAGAAAGCUGCAGCUGCACCUCUGCAAACCAAUGAAGAUACUUUGGUUCAGAGAGCAGAGCAUAUUCCAGCAGGCAAGCGGACUCCAAUGUGUGCUCAGUGCAAUCAAGUCAUCAGAGGGCCUUUCCUCGUAGCAUUGGGGAAGUCCUGGCACCCUGAAGAGUUCAAUUGUGCUCAUUGCAAAACUUCCAUGGCUUAUAUUGGUUUUGUGGAAGAGAAGGGAGCAUUUUACUGCGAGGGUUGCUAUGAGAAGUUCUUUGCCCCAGAAUGUGCCCGAUGUCAGAGGAAGAUACUUGGAGAAGUAAUAAAUGCUUUGAAACAAAGCUGGCAUGUCUCCUGCUUUGUGUGUGUGGCCUGUCACAAGCCCAUUCGCAACAAUAUUUUCCAUUUGGAAGAUGGUGAUCCUUACUGUGAGACAGAUUAUUAUGCAUUAUUUGGUUCCAUGUGCCAUGGAUGUGAGUUCCCUAUUGAAGCUGGGGACAGAUUUCUGGAAGCCUUGGGCCAUACUUGGCACGAUACCUGUUUUGUGUGCUCAGUUUGCUGUGAGAGUUUGGAGGGCCAGACAUUCUUCUCCAAGAAGGAUAAGCCUCUAUGCAAGAAACAUGCUCACUCUGUGAACAUCUGAAACAUUAAAGGUUAUUCCAACAAAUGGGAGAAAAGAACAUGGCUGGGUAUUGGUUUUCAAGAUGUAUUUAUAUAAACUUUAAAUUUGUAGAAGCAAAGACGUGGGAAGAAGUAGGGUUUAUGACUUCACAUGAAAUAGAAAGAGGGAUAACUAAUUAGCUUUGCUCUGAGAGCUUUUGGUUGUGUUUCAGUUGUGAAGCUGAAAUUUUCAAUCCAGAAUUUAUUUCAUGGGCACAAGGUUGGAAAUGAAUUAAAGUAUAUAAUAAAAGAUUGAAGCUAGAUGUUUGUUGUUAAUGAGAGUAAAUCUAAAAAAAAGUGGAACGUUGCUGAUUGGUUUUUAUAAUCAAGUAAUACUCUGCCUUAAUCCAAUACUUUGUAGCAAAUUUUGCAUUAUUAUUUAAAUGCCAUAAGCGAUAACAGCUUCUUGGAUACUGCAGAAAGUAAAGAGGGUGGACCCUGAUACCUAGCAAAUUUAGAAUUCGGUUUGUAGCUGCUUUCCAGGUAGGGACAAACAUUUUGGUUAAUUGAUCAGUUCAGGUAGAAUCCAGCUCUUUAUCAAAGAAACAUUUGUCAGUGAACUGAGAAGAGUAAUCUUUAUUAGGUCUCUUCUGACUUCCGACAUCUUUGUGGGUCCAAUUUUGCUUAUUGGGGUUUCCAAAUCCCUUUUGAAGGCAGAAUUCUUAUGCUUGUAUUCUGCUCAAUGAACUACUAGAUAUUUAGAUUUUCUAAACUAAAGCUAGCAAAUACGACUCCUGGCACAAAAGAGAGCACUAAUGUUUUUUGAGAAAAUUUGAAAUAGUUAUGUGUCCACAUAAUCCCUUUAAUUCCCACAGGGCAUACAUUUGCCUUUUCCCUUUACUUUUAUUUAAUUUCAGAAAUAAUGCAGAAAAAAGUAAAAUAAACUUUACUUAUCAAGUAUUGAAAUAAUCACUGAGAUGAAAAGUUCUGUAAGUGUUCAGGAAGCAUAUGCACAUUAUCUUGAAAUAAUAUCAGAUAGUAAAAGAAGUCCAAGUAGUACACAUAGAUAGGAUUGAAGUAAGAUCAGAUUUACAUAAAUUAAGUCCUUACUAAUCAUUUACAUUGUGUGCACAUAGCACUUAUUUUGUUGUUGUAACAUACAGAAAAAAGGUAGGGGAUUUUAAUUCCAGCUUUCUUAGAUAAUAAGCUGUGGUGGCGCAGUGGUUAGAAUGUAGUACUACAGUCUAAUUCUUCUGCCAGAAGUUUAGCAGUUCGAGUCUCACCAGGUUCAAGGUUGACUCAGCCUUCCAUCCUUCCGAGAUGGGUUAAAUGAGGACCCAGAUUGUUGGGGGCAAUAGGCUGACUCUGUAAACUGCUUACAGAGGGCUGUAAAGCACUAUGAAGCGGUAUAUAAGUCUAAGUACUAUUGCUAUAGUAAGUACUGAAGGUUUUUAUUUUCUUUUAUGGUUUGGUCAUCAGCUGCUUUAAUCAUGUGUAUGUAAAAUACAUACUGAAUUAUGUUGAAAUGCUUGUUUGCUUCCUCUAUGUGCAUUUGUGUAUGUAUAAGUACAUUUAUGAACUAAUUUUUCAUCCUGUAUAUCUCAGCUCCUCUUUCGAUAACAGUAGGGAGAAGAGACAAAAAUAAAGACAACUGAUAGCAUAAUAUGUUCUUUAAUACAAAGAUUUAAAAGAAUAAGUGGAUAGGUUCCCAAAUGAGCAAAACAUUUAAAUAAACUGUAAGUGUUCCAUGAAGGCUGUGUCAAGGAUCUUUAUGAGGGUAGGAGAAAGGUCAAAAUUUGCAAGAUAUGAACUUAGUGUCAUGGUUCAUGCUUCCCACUUUUGUGUGACAUUGACACUUCACAUAAAUGGAAUGGAGUUUGGGUCACAUUGCUACACCUGCCAUUUACAGCUGUUGAUCUUGGGAAUCCAGAGAGACAUUGGCUGCUACUAUUUUUUUGGAAAUUCUAACCUUACUGAAGCAUUAAACAAAGAAAAGCAUAAUUUGAAUACAUUAACAUUUACAACUUGAAGCCCUCUUGUAGUCAAGUUGCCCUCCAUAAUAUGUUUUCAGAAUGGCCACGGGACUCCUAGUGGAUGGUUUUGAUGUGUACUAUGGAUCAGUGAUAGCUGAACUAUGAUAAUUUUGCAUAAUAAUAUUUCCAUAUUGGAACCAAUUUAGAGUUCCCAAGUAUUUACUAAAGAGAGGAGGAUUAUAUUGAAUUUUGUGUAAGUUGUGUCAUGCGAUGACAUCACAAAGUAAAAGUAUUCAAUCAAGUAAAAUUAUUCAAUAGUAUUCAUUCCAGUGUUGUAAGUAUUCCAGCAUUUUCAUUUUACAAGCAUGGAAUAAAUAGACUGGAUCAGAGUUAGCCAAAAUAGUCUAUUAUAACCAAAGGAAUUUAAAUUAACCAUAUUUAAUUUAGAUUCUGUUGUUUUUUUAUGGAUCUGUUCUAAGUCUGUAUCUAGCCCAUACAUACGAGGUUUAUUCUCUAUUCCUUAACUUCUUUAGAUUUUUUUCAUUCAUUAAUAAUUAUGAUUCAUUCAUAUAUAAAUACCACAUUUAUGUAUUGUAGGAGAAAUAUGGUUACCAAUCAGCAUUUCACAGGGCAAAUUACAAUUUGUAGAAUAAGGUGACUUUGAUUUAGUGGCAAAUGUCCAGAAUUUGAAAAGUUAUUUUGCUCUGCAUUCAGUAAAUGCAUAGCCUUCCCGUAACUGAGAAUUUGGAGAACUGAAAUUUCAGCCUCUGCCAGAUUGAAUAAGAUUUGAGUUUGCUGCUGCUAUUAAAAAUGGAAAAUAGGACACAGGAGGAGAGGGGGAGAGUUGAAUGGAUAGUUUAUGAAUACUUUCCAUAGCUAAUAAGCCACUUAUUUUAUAAGACAGGAUUUAUGAAAACCUAUUUAUGCAAGCUGUUGCAUAUUGUAAUUAAUUAGUACAUCAUUCUUUGUAAAUAGACCAAUGUCCCUCUGGUACAAGAGCUAAGUUAAAAAUUAAAGAUGAUUUGGUCUUCAUAUCCUGAUAACCAAGAGUUUUGGAGUGAUUUUCAAAAAGCAAGAUGAAGAAAGUUGGAUUUGGUUAUUCUGCAUUUUUUGUGAAGUUAGUUUUGUUUCAAUCCAUUUAUAUCCUAAUGAUCUUGGUAUCAGUUCUCAUUUUAUUGUAUUGCUCUGUUUUAAAACUUUUCACCUUUGCUAAACACGUAACUGCUUCUAUUGUCAUUUGUCUAUCAGUUCAGUUGUUGCAAAAAAGCCUAUUCAUUAACUUGAUCAGAUGUACACAUCAAUAAACAUAUCUGUGGAAUUAUA